Molecule: messenger RNA, 600 nt
Organism: Acanthosepion pharaonis
Lineage: Eukaryota; Metazoa; Mollusca; Cephalopoda; Sepiida; Sepiidae
Source: the annotation of a GenBank genome assembly
AUGUUAAUAUUUAUUCUUCUAAGUCUGUCAGUUCAUAUCUAUCUAUCUAUCUAUCUAUCUAUCUAUCUAUCUUUGUCCAUUUCUAAGUUUUUUCUUAUCUAUCUAUCUAUCUAUCUAUCUUUGUUCAUUUUAAAAAUUUUUCUUAUCUAUUUAUCUAUCUAUAUUUGUUCAUUUUUAAAUUUUUUCUUAUCUAUCUAUCUAUAUCUCAUGACCAACGUAAACUCUUCCUUUAUCUAUCUAUCUAUCUAUCUAUCUCAUGGCCAACGAAAACUCUUCCUUUAUCUAUCUAUCUAUCUAUCUAUCUAUCUAUCUAUCUAUCUAUCUAUCUGUUCGUAUAGGUUACGUUUCUAUAUGACCAUCGUAAACUCUUCCUCUCCCUUUUUCUAUCUAUCUAUCUAUCUAUCUAUCUAUCUAUCUAUCUAUCAAUUUGAUUUAUGUUUCUAUCUCUUUGCCAAUUUCAGUGCAGUGGGGACAAAGAAUACAUUACCAUUUUUAUUUCACUUUUGCCUUUAUACUGUUCACAUUCGUAAUAUAUUCCUUUCCGAACAUAUUUCACUUUCACAUGAAAAGUCAUUUUUAAUGAAACAACUGCACUUCUGA